Messenger RNA from Rhizophagus irregularis DAOM 181602=DAOM 197198, 1543 nucleotides. RefSeq lists its product as uncharacterized. The record is from RefSeq and is a predicted model, not a curated record. NCBI's taxonomy places the organism in Eukaryota, Fungi, Glomeromycota, Glomeromycetes, Glomerales, Glomeraceae.
CUUUUAUUAUUAUUAACUUUACAAUUUUUUGUAAUUUCCCUUCUUUUUUUUUCAUAUAAUGUGUUUGGAGUUUUUUGAAUCCUUGUCUCGUGAUUUUACAUCGCUUCUCGAUACAGGAGAAUAUUCUGAUGUUGUAAUUCACGUCGGACAAGAACCUUUUAUCAGAGAAUUUCGAGUACAUUCACUUAUUUUACGAACGAGAUCACUUUACUUUCGAUAUGCACUAUCAAACACUUGGGCAAAAACUAGAGGAAAUUAUAUAAUUUUUCGGAAACCAAAUAUCUCACCGGACGUAUUUGAAAUUAUUUUAAAGUAUAUUUACGGAGCAUCCCUUAAACUUCCAGAGAUUAAUAUGAAAAUUAUUCUUGAAAUAUUAAAAGCAGCAGAUGAAUUAUGUAUAAGUGAAUUAAUAGAUCAUAUUCAAGAGUUUCUUUUAUAUAAUCCAGAAUUAAUACUAUCAAACCUUGUUUUAAUUCAUCAAUUCGUAAAAGAGUAUGAACAUUUUACCGAAUUACAAACAUUUUGUCUUAAUACGAUUAAUCAAGAUCCUGCAAUAUUUUUUGAGACCAAAGAUUUUAUUACAAUAGACCAAAGUUUAUUAUUAUCUAUACUUAAGGUAAAUAAUCUUAUCAUGAAAGAAAUUGAUAUAUGGAAUAAAAUAGUUGAAUGGGGAAUCGCACAGAAUCCCAUACUUUCUCAUAGUAUUCAGACAUGGACAAAUGAACAAUUUUCAAUAUUUCGAAAUAUAAUUCACCCAUUUAUUGAUUUCAUUAAAUUUUCGCUUAUAAGUCCGGAUGAUUUUCUUAAAAAAGUUUUUCCUUUUCAUCAAGUAAUCGGGACAUCAUCAGGAAUAGGACCACGUGAUAUUGAUUCAACUCUAAUUAUGGCUAAACAUGCCUCAUUGAUCUCUGGAUGGAUGAUUAAUGAUCCACAAAUGCUAUCACAUUUCGAAUUUAGAUUACUUUUACGUGGUACAAGAGAUGGAUUUACGGCCGAAACAUUUCAUAAAUUAUGUGAUAAUAAAGGACCAACAGUAACUGUCUUGAGAGUUAAAGACACAGGAGAACUUCUUGGAGGGUAUACGCCUACUAAUUGGGAUGCUUCUUUAGAAGAUUUCAGUUAUUCAGCCAGAAGCUUUAUAUUUUCUUUGGGAAAUGAUAAUUUGAAUGAUAUUAUAUGUUCUAGAGUGAAUGAUCCAAAUUGUGCUUGUUAUAAUUGUGAAGAUUCGGGACCUAGUUUUGGUGGGGCCGAGACUGAUUUGCAAUUAUGGGGUAAUUUUAAAGAAGAAUGUUUUUGCAGAUGUGUAAAAACCAGUUAUGAACGUAAAAUCAGAGAAAGUGAAGAUUACUUUUCAGUUGAUGAGUAUGAAGUAUUUCAAGUGGUUAGAAUAUUUUAAUUAAUUAUAUUACUAGUAGAUUAUUAAUUAUACGUAUAUAUAAAUUAAUUAAUUAAUUAAUUAUUAAUUAGCUUCAAUUUAAUUAGCUUUAAUUUAAUUACUAUAUAGUGCAAUAGCGUCAAAUUUAUUUUAUCAUCAUUAUUUUAA